UUUUCAAUUUCUCUCCAACUCCUCGAGAAGCAGACCUCUAACCUGACUCUCAUGGCGACUGCGGCGAAAAGGGUAGAUAAGAUCCGCCAAAUCGUACGGCUCAAGCAAGUCAUGCAGCGGUGGAAGCACAUGAGCCUCCGGUUCCGGACCGACCCGUCUUGGUCCUCCGAUUCCGGUAAGACCCGGCGCAUACCGCCGGGUUAUCUGGCGUUGUAUGUUGGCCAGGAACGCAAGCGGUUCGUGAUCCCCACCCGGUUCCUGAACCUCCCGGUUUUCAAGGGUCUGCUGGCGAGAGCCGAGGAAGAGUUUGGGUUUCAGGGAAAUGGCGGUCUGGUUCUGCCCUGCGAAGCUGGGUUUUUCUCAGAAGUUUUGAAGAUUCUGAAGAGAGACGAGGGUAGAUUUGGGAGAUUUGGAUUGGAGGAGUUCAUGAAGAUGGUUUCUGAAGUGGGUUUGUCGUCUUGCAGGGAAACGACGUCGUGUGUGUACAUGGUCGAAGCAGAGAAGCCAAAUCCAAUAUUUCUAAAAGCUUGCGAUUUAUUGGGAGUGAAGCCCGAGGAUGCUGUACAUGUAGGGGAUGACCGCAGGAAUGAUAUAUGGGGUGCCAGAGAUGCAGGUUGUGAUGCUUGGCUUUGGGGAAGUGACGUUCACUCUUUUAAGGAGGUAAACUGUCAUACACAUCUCUUAUUUUUCUGGGUGUUACUUGAAAGAGAGUUUUAGCCUCUCAAUUUUGAUGUUUGUAAUAACAACUUUAGGAAGAGAACAUCAAGGGCAGUCUUCAGUUCA
Molecule: messenger RNA, 783 nt
Organism: Corylus avellana
Lineage: Eukaryota; Viridiplantae; Streptophyta; Magnoliopsida; Fagales; Betulaceae
Biological process (GO): response to auxin
Source: RefSeq, a predicted model, not a curated record